Brenthis ino (lesser marbled fritillary) is the source of this 3387-nucleotide messenger RNA. The record is from the annotation of a GenBank genome assembly. NCBI's taxonomy places the organism in Eukaryota, Metazoa, Arthropoda, Insecta, Lepidoptera, Nymphalidae.
AUGGUGUCAAUCGUGUUAUUAACCACAGAAGAGAUCCUUCAAAGAAAUGGAUUCUGGUAUUGUUUGGAUUCUAUUUGGAUUACACAAGAGAUGGAACCGUUUGAAGAAAUAAAACCCGAGCAUCUUUUUUCAAGACCACUUUCAAGGGACGUUUAUUAUGCAAAGCACCCGGAAAUCCCAAGAAGCGAGUCCGAAGAAGAAAUUUCUUUGACUGUACAUGGUUUUAAAAAUAAACACCGAGAAUGGAAAUCUAGGAUAAAUUUAAGAAAUUUUGAAUAUUCUCAAAUUAAAAAAAGGAACUCUUCGCAAUCAAGUAACAAAUCAGACUAUAAUAAAAGAAGUUUAUCUGUUAACGACGAAACUCGAAGAGUUACAUCACUAAUGCAAAACGUUGAAAACAGUAUUUCAGAAAAAAAUAUAAAUAAUGAAAAGCGCGUUAACGAUUUUUUCAAAAAGUUGUAUGCAAGCAUUCCGCCCCCACCAUUAGAGGACCUAACAGAAAACAGUUCAAUUAUUCAACCACAAUUACAUCUCGAAGAUGACAAUGACUUCGAUCUUCCAAAUUAUAGCGAUUUUGAAAACAAUCGAAUAAAUCUCACGAGUGACAAACAAAUUGGUCCGCUGACAUCUACAUUAAAAAGAAAACCAGCUGUUCCCAAUUCAACUAUGAAUUCCUUGAAGUCGGACUCAGAUGAAUUUGAAUCCUGGUAUGAAACUAUCUAUGGAGUAUCGGGUUUGAUAGAGUCAGAUGAAAAUGAAAAUUCAAGUGAUAAUGACUUACCUGACGACUCUGAAAACUUGAUAUCGUGGACGGAGAUAAUUGAGAUGUGUGGAUUUAGUGAAAGUAUUUUUAAAAGUAAAGAGUUAUCAGAAACUGAAAAAUUGAUAAGUCAAUCGCAUAAUUUUAAUCAUAUAUCAGAUAUUUCAGACAUCGAUGAUGACAUAGCUUAUGCAAAAUUCGCCGUUAAUAAAUUACAGCAAUCACUUAAAAUUAAAGGAGCAUUACGAGACUCUUCUUCUGUAGAAAAUUUAAAUUACGAAAGUGAAGUACUGAAACCUAUUGUGCACAUCAAUGCUUCCGUUUAUAGAACGUUCUAUCGCUUAGCGCCUGGUGACGAAGAUGUGCCUCCAGAAAACGAAUUGCAGAAGAAUUCCGAUCGCGUGCUCUCUGAGCACGAAUUGCGGGUCCAGAGGUCACUGCAAAAACUCAAUGUACCGGAAUGGUACAAAAAUGCGCCAGCCCCUCGAGAGGGUUUCCUCCUUCGCAAGCGACUAUCUGACGCAUCAGCGUCUGCGGCACGCUGGAGCGGCCUCAAUUCUAAGACCACUUCGCUUGGGAGCCUCGGCGCAAAUGCGCAGCCACCCCCACCUCAUCUGUCCCCACACACUACUAGCUUUGGUAGAUGGUCCACUAGCCGCCUUAACUCGAACCAGACAUCGCCGUGUUCCUCCACUCGUAGCAGUAUCCGCGGCACAAGUCCUUUGUGCUCACCCUCCACUCGCUCUUCGUUCAGUGCACGGCAGCCAUACCUUGGUUGGAGGAGUCAGGAGAGAUUGAAUACCACCCCGCGAACGCCACACGAGAGGUUAGCCUCGUCUCUUCUUCAGCAAUCCGCAUCAGCAAAAGCGUCAGAAGAAAUCCAAUCAUCGAUCAAAGAAGUUACAUCGGCGAUAGUUCAUUACGUGUCUGGGUUAGAACCAGCUAAUGGGGACAUUGAGAGACAACCCUCGCCCAGAUCCAGUCAGAAAUUGUGUUGGGUUGAAAGUUCGUUUGUUGGUACAAAACCACUAGACUCACCACAAACACCGCUAGUGGUAUCGGAGGCGCUACCCCCACCCCACCCGCGCCCGCCGUCGUCCCUGCGCCUCGACCACCGCGCGGCGCCCGACUGGCAAGAUUCCCAGCGAUCGCUAAACCUGGGUGUAACAAAGCCGUCCCCCGGCUCUACUACGUUAGAGGACGUGCUCGAUUCGCUUCUAGGCCUUCCUUCCCAACCUACGAGGAUACCGACUCCUCAACCCAGUCCAAGGAAAUCAGCUAGCCCAUAUUUUUUGUUAGGUGGAAAGAGCCCGCGAUACGAGCAACUAGCGAGUAGCGGCCAUAGCAGCAUCUCACCCGCCUCGCGCUUUAUCAGUACACCGAGCGACCCCAGCUCAUUCACCGACCCCAGUCCCGAUCGACCAGGGAAGGAUACAGUUGAUGGUCUGGGAACAAUGCAGGAGUCUAGACGUCCGAGAUCGGCGCAGGGCGAACAUUCUAGAAGACGAAGUGAGCCCUUCGCCCAUCCCAGUACGUCUUUAGACCGGCGCACGAGCCUCGACGCUGUCGCCUUUCGCCCCGAAAUCUCUCAUCAUGAUUCCAAAACCUCCCUCGCUUCAUUACAAACAGAAAACAGUACUGAAGAUACUUUUGUUAAAUGCAAGUAUCCAAAAUGCUCCUCACGUGCUUCCUAUACAGAUGCCAAACGCCAUUACAAAACUUGCCAUAACUGCACCACUGUAUAUUGCUCCAAAGAAUGUAGACGAUCUCACUGGGAAAAACAUAGGAAGGUUUGUUUACAUUCCCGUGCAAGUACAUUGUGCCGACAAAUAAUUUCAGCCGCUAAAGAAGACUCUAACUCCUUAACACAAAUAAGUACAAUUGCACAUAAAGGAUACUUAGCCCACGGGAGGGGAGUUGUUAAAGUCUUUUUUACAAGCCCAGAAGCAGCUGAAAAGUUUACAACUCACGGCUACCAAUAUUUAAGUGAGCCCGAAUUUGUAAAAUGGACAUCACUACAACCUAACGAGAUGGGUGCGGAAUUAUAUACUGAAGUAGUAAAACUUUGUAAAGCUUAUAAUCCAGAGACGAGAGUAAUCUUAUACGUGGCUGUUUGCAUAAUUAGUGAGGUACCGACAAAAGGUGCUGUUAAAUGGGAACGACAGAUGGUAUCGAGAUGUGCGAAACUGCGUCUAAGUAAAAUAGUAUCCCAAGCGAUUCAGGAACAAAAUCGAAAACGUAACAGACGAGAUAGCAAAGGAACACUUGAAGAUCGAGAAACAUUGAUACUAACAUCAAAACUCACCAUUGCUGGGGAAAAGAACGCGGCAACAGCACACAAAUUCCGAGAGAUAUGUUUUAGGAAUAUCUUGAAUGAGUUAGAAGGUCGGGGGGUGAUUUUGAAAAAGCAUUUCCCAGAGGUGUAUUCGAGGCUAGCGGCGUACGUGGACGGUACGAGUGACAGGUUCAUUCCAAUGACUAUAUACCCAAGGGACGCGAACAGUGGCAAGUCAUUUGUGUGCGUGAUUAUACCGGACAGUGAAGCGGACAGUACACCAGUGGAUGGGAAGGUCAUUACUGUAGAUGUCGGUGUUGACCGGUCAAAGCACCAACUGUCCACACCGAUG